Molecule: messenger RNA, 402 nt
Organism: Eimeria necatrix
Lineage: Eukaryota; Apicomplexa; Conoidasida; Eucoccidiorida; Eimeriidae
Exons: 5
Coding region: 1-402 (133 amino acids)
Biological process (GO): DNA damage checkpoint signaling
Cellular component (GO): checkpoint clamp complex
Source: RefSeq, a predicted model, not a curated record
AUGAAGUUCAGCGCCUCUCUGCGCCUGGAGGCGAUUCCCCACCUCAUAGGAAUAACUGCCGCGCUGCAGAGGUUGGCUAAGGGGGGACCUGCUGGCAGCUGCUGUUUGAAAUUAACUCCCAAAAAGCUUUACCUAAACACUCGCCAGUCUUCUUGCGAGCUUUAUGCAGAGCUCAACAUGGCGGACGUCUUCAGCGUGGGCUGGCUUUUAGAAAGCAAAAGAAAUAAUUCUGUGGCUCUUCAAAUAGACCCUAAGCAGCUGCACGGGACUCUGAAGUUGGCCCAGAGCUGCCGCCGCAUUUCUGUGAAACUCGCAAAGCGAAUGGGGCAGGGCGCGCUGGUGUUUGAGUUUACGGACCUUCAGCUGGCCAACGUGUGGAUCACGCAGGAAGCGAGGAAGUAA